GAUGUCCCUUCGGUCGAAACAGAGUAGUUCACGUAUCACCCUCCAAGUUGGUUGUAGUUUGUUCUAUCGGGUCAGGAGUGGAGGUGAAGAACUCUUGGCAUUAAAAAGGAGUUAACUUCAGUGCCAUCCAUUCUCUAUUUCCACCGCUAGUGCCUAACAGUUCAUGAGGAUGGGGAUUAGACGCUUCUUCUUUCCAGCUUCUAUGAAGAUAGGACUCGCCUUUCUGGUCAGUUUGAUUGCGUUCGUCGGUAUCUGCGCCGCGCGUUCAGAUGCUCCUCGAGGAGUCGCGGUACCAUUCGUUUUUGACCCCAGAGCAAUUUGCAACCCUUCAUGCAAGCACGCAGGGAUCUGCAUCAGAAACAACACUUGUUUCUGCUCGCGGGGUUACGAGGGAGAGACCUGCCAGUAUGCAAAUUGCUAUCCUAAAUGCAAGAAUGGGGGAGAGUGCCUCCGCCCAGGGAAAUGCAGAUGCCCUCCUGGAUUUGGGGGGAAAUAUUGUCAUAAAGUGACUUGUGAUGGCGGGUGCUGGAAUGGAGGGGAUUGUAUUGCUGUCAAUGGAGUAGCCAAAUGCAUUUGCCCCUCAAGCUGGACUGGCUCUAAAUGCCAAGAAGCAAUUUGCCCCCAGGGGUGCAGGAAUGAGGGCAGCUGUGUGGCCCCAGGAAUCUGCAGCUGUCCAGAGGGCUGGCUGGGGGGAGCCUGCCACACUGCUGUGUGCAGUCAUCCCUGUCUGAACGGGGGGAAGUGUGUGUCUCCUGAAACAUGCCGCUGCCGCCCACCUUUCUCCGGAAAGCGUUGUGAGAAGAAGAAAAAGGUGUUCUAAACCACACUAAACACAGGUUCAAAAAUGUCUGUGGACCAUUAUUCACUCUAAACUGGUUCAUUCGAUGGUGCUACUCAUUUCUUUUGUACUGUAAGUUAACUGUUUUUUUAGUUAAUGCUACUUUAAGCUAAUUUGAACUGUACAAAUGUAUGUGUGCAAUUUCAUAAAUAAAAAAGUGUGUUCGUUUCUGUUGUUGCUAAAACUACAGUACGAGUUUACAACAAUCCAUUGUUCAAAAUAA
This is a messenger RNA of Hypomesus transpacificus, 1061 nucleotides long. RefSeq names its product von Willebrand factor D and EGF domains (gene seraf). Lineage: Eukaryota; Metazoa; Chordata; Actinopteri; Osmeriformes; Osmeridae. Gene Ontology annotation, cellular component: extracellular region; cell surface. Gene Ontology annotation, biological process: anatomical structure development. The coding region runs from base 164 to 820 and encodes 218 amino acids. The transcript has 5 exons. The record is from RefSeq and is a predicted model, not a curated record. Gene Ontology annotation, molecular function: signaling receptor binding.